Messenger RNA from Stomoxys calcitrans (stable fly), 2179 nucleotides. RefSeq lists its product as uncharacterized. The record is from RefSeq and is a predicted model, not a curated record. NCBI's taxonomy places the organism in Eukaryota, Metazoa, Arthropoda, Insecta, Diptera, Muscidae. The transcript has 4 exons. The coding region runs from base 82 to 981 and encodes 299 amino acids.
CUGCGAUUACAUAGCUGACUAGCGAUUAGCCCAACUGACUCAGAGAACGGUAGAGAGCAAAAAGGUAUUUGCCAUGAAAGAAUGUCUUCAAAAUCUUCUGUUUCUGCUUUACAAGAAUAUUGCGCAAAACAUAAAAUUCCACCGCCAACCUAUGAUUGCAAUAAUUGCUCAGACGGGUCUUUUAUUUGCCGGGCACAAGUCAUGAAUGUGGAAGCCGAUGGUGUUGGAAGAUCUAAAAGAGAUGCAAAGCAUUUCUCUGCUUCAAAUCUAAUCAAGAAACUUCGCGUUGAUCAUCAUGAUAUUGAUGAUGUGCGUCCGGUGGAAAAUGUUGAAAUACCCACGGUGGACAUGGUGGUAACACUUCGAGAUUAUUGUGUGCAAAAUCAACAUCCUCUACCCAUAUUUGAAAUAGUGCAGCAAGGAGGAACCCCAGAUGCUCCAGAGUUUAUAGCAAUGUGUUCAGUGGCAUCUAUACGCCGUUAUGGCACUUCGGACAAAAAGAAAGAUGCCAGGCAGAUUGCGGCAUCCGAAGUGUUCAAUGUAAUAUACGAGAACAAUAAACCGUUGGAACAUCAAAUGCAAGUGACCACAGUGGACACUAUGGCAAAUGAUGUGGAAUAUGAACGCUAUUUGAAAUUCAAAACCUAUCGAGAACUUAGGGAGACUCAUAGCUUCGAUGACCCACCUGGACUACUCUUAUGUGAUCGACAUAAUUAUUUUUGUAAAUUUCAUUUACAUCUAAAACAAGCCGCAAAGGAAAUUCUUAGAAGCCGAGAAUAUGAUGAGGAUUAUGAACGGCAAGCGAAAGAUUUAUUGGAAGCCUUAAAAAUAACUCCCCGAAUCACAAAACAUAUAGCAGAAAAUACUGUCGUACCAAUAAUUCAAAUUGAUGUGAAUUGCGAAUUCGAUGUUGUUUUUGCCAAUGUUUCUGGAUUGGUAUAUAAAACUGUAUUAGAAUAUUUUAAUGAUAUGUUAGAUUAGUUCUACGGUAAUAACUACAAUAUAUUGAGUUGCCCAAAAAGUAAUUGCGGAUUUUUCAUAUAGUCGGCAUUGAAAAAUUUUUUCACAGCUUGUGACUCCGUAAUUGCAUUCUUUCUUCUGUCAGUUAUCAGCUGUUACUUUUAGCUUGCUUUAGAAAAAAAGUGUAAAAAAAGUAUAUUUGAUUAAAGUUCUUUCUAAGUUUUAUUAAAAAUGCAUUUACUUUCUUUUAAAAAAUCCGCAAUUCCUAUUUUGGCAACCCAAUAGUAUACCAACUAAUUGCAAUAUUAUUAACUACAUUUAAAUUUUUAUAUUUUAAACCACAGAAUUUGUUGAACUAACCCAUUAGUGCAUAGAGCCCGUUUUAUCUGACGUUUUUAUUUCUUAUAUUAUUUAUAAGAAUGUUUUUCCUUUAUAUUCAUUUAUUUGAAUAUACCAAAAUAUUCAUAUCCAUAUAGAAAUUUAGAACAUUUCAUAAUUAACAGUUCUUUUUUAUAAUUUGGUCAGGUUUGAACUUUAAAGUUCUUGUUUACUGGAAAAAAAAUAAAUAAAAAUAUAAUCAAACGUCUAAAAAAGCACGUGUGACAGGUAAAAAAUGUAAGGAAACGAACUUAAAAUUAAUGGUUCGCUACGGAAACAAUAUUUUUUAAUUUUUUGGCUGGUUGAAAUAAACCAUAAAUUGAAAUAAAUCAUAAAAAUGUAGCAGAUUAACCUAUAUUAAGCGCACAACCUGCAUAUUGUUUUUUUUUUACGAAGGACGCUCUCUAAAGAUUUUGCGCUUUUAUAUAAAAAAAAUAUUUUUUUUGCUUAUUUGUCGCUUUUUAAUUCUGAAAAGUUUUUUCAAUAAUCUUUGCUAGGGAGAUUUAUGCAUUAAUAGGUUAACUCGAACAAGUUUUCAAAUUCUCUUCAAAAUGUAUUCCAUAAAUAAGAAAUGCAUCAUUAUUAUCAAAACUUUAAGAAAUAAGUGCUUUUUUUUAAUUUAAAUUGUAAUAUACAUAUGUUUUGCUGUACAAUAUUAACAUUGUUUAGCAUAAUUGUUAUCAGCUAUCCUUAAGUUUUUAAGGCUGCCGCCGAAUCUGUAUUGGUUUAGUAUUCCAACUAAUUACCAUCCCAAAGUUUUUGGGGUUAAAUCUUCUGUGGAAGCUACCGCGUCUGCGAUAAGCUGAGAUGAAUAAACAACAUACUCAAAAAUGUCAGAUAA